GUCAAUUUUGACAGCUGCUUGGGUUGCGCCGGCAAAUUUGAAAAGCGAGAUCGGCCAACGCGAACACACACACACACACACACACACACACACACACACACACACACACACACACACGACACACACACACACACACGCACGCACACACACGCACACACACACGCAUGAUGAAGCAUGCAGACAUACCGUUCCGUGCAGCGGAGGCGGCUGUAAAGCAGCAGCUGUCGAAGCUUGUGGAGACGACCUUUGCUCAGGAGUUGACGGUGGCUGAUGGCGCGGAGAUAUUGAAGAACCUGCGGGACAUUGAUGCCGCUUCGCCAGACCAGCCACACUACGCCCCAUACACGACAAACGUGCCAGCUGCUGUCGAGACGUGCGACCCCUUGCUGCGUCACAUCAUCUUGCUGGUCAACGUGCUUCGUGACGACAGAUGUGCGAGCCACGAAGGGCUGUUUCGCAUUGGCGCCAACCGCAAGGAGAUGCUUGCGCUCUUUGCCAAGCUGCAAAGCGGCAAAACCAUCGACUACGUGGCCAUCGGAACAUCGCACAAUGUGCACCUGCUGACGAGCUUGCUGAAGCACCUGCUCGUGAAUUGGAAGCAGAGCAUUCUGUCCUACUCGUCGCUGCCACUUCUGAAGAAAUUGCUCGACAUUUCAAACGAGGAGAAGCGAUUGGAAGGCUUUCGACUCUUCUUUCUCGGCCUCUCCAACAACGCCCGCACGGCGCUACAGGCGAUUGUGGGGAUGCUGCACACUGUUCACAAGCACGCGCCCAAGAACAAGAUGACCGCGGAGAACCUGUCGCGUUGCAUCAGCCCCUCACUCAUCUCAUCGGAUGACACCGGGAAGAUCACCGCCAUGGAGGAGGCACGACACGUAUGCUUUGUGAACCAGCUCGGGGAGUACCUGAUCCAAACAGGAACCACAUGCCUGGAUGCGCCAACCCAUUUCGCCUCCACCCUCGACCGCUGCAUCAAGGAAGAGAUUAUGCACCGUUGUCACCUCGAGCAAGAAGCGCGGGAAAGGGGAACGAGUGCGGGCACGUUGCCAGCAACAGCAACAGCGAGCAACGUGCCUAUGGCGUGCACAUGUACACCCUCACGCAGAGUUACAAGAACGUCCUCAUCAUCCUCAUCAUCAUCAUCAUCAUUGUCAUCAUCAUCAUCAUCAUCAUCAUCAUCAUCAUCAUCAUCAUCAUCAUCAUCAUCAAGCCACACGACAGCAGCAAAGAAUGCGUGUGUUGCCACUCCAAGUCGCAUCAUGCACGCGGCGACACCAACGUCCGCCACACCGGCACCCAGAGCAACAACACCAGCACCAACCACAGCAGCAGAUGUCCGUGCAUGUGCAUGCGCAUGUGCAACCGCAACUACAACCGCAACGCCACCGCCGUUUGUGCGGGAUGCGCGAGGAGCAGUGAUGGAUGACACGGGUGACGUGGUUGUGUCCUACGGAAGCGGACGUGCGGAUGUGUUGGGGUUGCACCGCCAAAUGUGCGAGCAGUGGCGCGCAAAAUUGGCACGUGCUCUCGAACAGGGUGCCGCUCGCCCCGCCAUCAAGACAUACAGGGACAAGCUCAUUGCGAUGCUGGUGAUGACGGCGUCCAUGGCGGAAACAGCGGAGGAGCGACGCGAGUUGGAGAACGAGGCAGAAGCGCUUCGAAAGCAGCAGCCGUCCAGGUUAAAGGAACUCACGCACGCACUUGCAUCGACACCGCGGCGCGCACGCAAGGUGCUGUCGCGACUGGCAACGCCGCGGUCACGGAAGCGCGGCCUGUCUGCUGGUGACAUUCCGCCUGCCGUGUCCAUCUCAGCACCAACAACAACUGAUGAUGUGUCGAGGAAGGGGGGCGAGUCAGCUGAUGAAGCUGUUGCGGGUAGCGCCACCGCCAAGAACGUCACGGGGACCACUUCAGCCCAACCACAAUCACCAGCAUCAUCAGCCGUGGACUUGACUUCAGCGUCGACGUCAGGCGCACGUGCUGAUGACAACGGCGGCGAUGCACCAAGCACCCCGUUUGGUUUCCCGCCAAAUAGUCUCCAUGCUCGUGACACCAAAGCCGCUGCUUGUACUGAUGCUUCUACUGAUGCUGAUGAGCGUAAGGCGAACGGCAGAGAUGGUGUCAAGCAGGCCAACGAUGAGGCCACCGCGAUGCAACGCAGCGCGGAUGCUGGCGGCGAUGGCGAACUUGAUCGUGAGCAAGUGAGCAGCCCGUGCAUGCGAGCAGCGCUCUCUGCUGCUGCCAAGCGCACGCCACGCAUUGCACGACCACGCUCGACACGCCCCAUGCCGAAGCUGCAAUGGGACGAUACGCAGCACGUUCCACUUCGCUUUGACCAACCACCCCAACAGCAAUCCGGUCAGCACAGACAGCAACACAACGAGCAGAAGCAGCAGCAGCAGCAGCAGUUGUUGUUGCUUCGGAGUAAGCUGGUGAGCGGCAACAGUGGACGGAGCGAUGACGAUGAGAAAGCAGCGCCUGAUACGUCGACUGGAACAGCGUCAGCUGUUGCUGCUGACGUGGCGACAAGGCCACCUCUGAUGGCUCGCAAUGUUGUGCGCACGCCCACGACUGCGGCAACGCACGACCGAAAGCACCUGGUACCACUGCGGCGCAGGCAGCACGAUCAGUCUGAUGUGCUUGCAGGCAGCAGCAGCGGGGAGCCACAGCAGAAGCGCCCCUUGAUGAUGAUAGCGAGAUCGACCAGAGACGGUAGCAGCGAGUGUACUGGCGCUGACGAGGCCGACGAGAACGCGCCCGCUGUGGACAAGGAGAACGCACAGCGACCAGCGACCAGCGCCAAGCGGUUGAUUCAGCGCUUGGAUUCACACACAUUCAUCUGCUGAGAUCCGUUCGUCAGACUACGCGGGGCAGGAACUGCCCACCACCCAACAGAGAACAUACCCAAGUGUGGAGAGGAGAGCGCGUGAUUGCAACUGGAGAUG
Messenger RNA from Salpingoeca rosetta, 2945 nucleotides. RefSeq lists its product as uncharacterized. Bases 165 to 2846 code for a protein of 893 amino acids. Gene Ontology annotation, molecular function: GTPase activator activity. Gene Ontology annotation, cellular component: cytoplasm. The transcript has 14 exons. Gene Ontology annotation, biological process: signal transduction; regulation of small GTPase mediated signal transduction. Lineage: Eukaryota; Choanoflagellata; Craspedida; Salpingoecidae. The record is from RefSeq and is a predicted model, not a curated record.